Linum tenue is the source of this 1116-nucleotide messenger RNA. Lineage: Eukaryota; Viridiplantae; Streptophyta; Magnoliopsida; Malpighiales; Linaceae. The record is from the annotation of a GenBank genome assembly.
AUGGGGAACCAAGCCAGCUGCAAGAAGCCCAGCAAUCUAUCCACGGAGCUGAGCUCGUACGAGGCGGCUUGCGCAAUCGACGAGGAGCUCCGAUCUUUCGACACCAAGCUCCAGGCGCGAACCAACCACGUCAUCAACACGGUGGCCGCCGAUGUCGAGGUCAGAGCUCUCUCGUUGGAUUCUCUGAAGGAAGUGAUAGGGUGCCUGCUGGACGUGAACCAGGAAGUCGUGAAAGUGAUCCUGGACUGCAAGAAGGAUAUAUGGAAGAGCCAUGAGCUCUUCAAGCUCGUGGAGGAUUACUUCGACAACAGCCUCCACACUCUGGAUUUCUGCGCCGCGCUCGAGAAGUCGUUGAAGCGCGCCAGGGAUAACCAGCUGCUCCUCCUCGUCGCCCUCCAACAGUUCGACGAGGAGGAGUUGUCUAAAUCAGAAUUCGGAUCGGGACCGAAGGUUUCGUACAAGAGGACGAUGGAGGAGCUAAGGAAUUUCAAGGAGGCAGGGAACCCGUUCACGGAGGAGUUCUAUGUCCGGUUCCAUAUGGCGUACAAGCAUCAGAUCGAAAUGAUGGAGAAGUUGCGGAGCAAGAAGGGAAAGCUGGACAAGAAAUUGAAAUCGAUUCACUCGUGGAGGAAGUUGUCGAGCAUUAUCUUCGUAGCCAGCUUCGCGACGGUGCUGAUUUGCUCGGUGGUGGCGGCGGCGAUAGCGGCGCCUCCGGUGGCGACGGCGGCGCUGGCGGCAGCAACGUCGGUCCCUCUGGGUUCGAUGGGGAAGUGGAUAGACUCGUUGUGGCGGAACUACGAGAGCACGGUGAAGGGGCAGAGAGAGCUGGUGGGGACAAUGCAGUUGGGGAGCUACGUGGCAAUCAAGGAUCUGGAGACGAUCCGAGUGACGCUGGAUCGGCUGGAGGUGGAAAUGGUGGCUGUGGAGAAGGCGGCGGAGUUUGUGUCGACAGAGGAGGAAGGUGGGGAGGCGGCGGUGAAGAUCGGGAUGGAGGAGAUAAGGAAAAAGCUCGAUGGGUUCAUGCGGAAUGUGGAGGAGUUGGAGAUUCAAGUUGGCGUGUGUAGUAAGGAUAUUCGGCAGGCGCGGACCGUUGUGCUUCAGCUGGUCAUAAAGUAA